This is a messenger RNA of Drosophila ficusphila, 2070 nucleotides long. It is a transcript of the gene mdy, whose product is annotated as diacylglycerol O-acyltransferase 1. NCBI's taxonomy places the organism in Eukaryota, Metazoa, Arthropoda, Insecta, Diptera, Drosophilidae. Gene Ontology annotation, cellular component: endoplasmic reticulum membrane. Gene Ontology annotation, biological process: triglyceride biosynthetic process. Gene Ontology annotation, molecular function: diacylglycerol O-acyltransferase activity. The record is from RefSeq and is a predicted model, not a curated record.
UCCAGGCGCCAGUUGAGAACUUGUCGUCGAAUCGUUCGGUUACGGUAAAAGAUAUCGCUUCCAGUACGUGACAACAUAUCUGUUCUUGUUGGAAGAAACAACAAUUCGGCAAUUGGAUUAAAUUGUGCGCAAGAGGGACUGUUAGAACGACAUGACCACCAACAAAGAUCCCCAAGAUAAGGGAGCCGGAAAACAAGAACCGACCAAGAAUGGCGGAUCCGGAGGUGUGGGAAUCAUGAAGCGCUUGAGAAGAUCAGCUUCUGCUACAGAACACAAUCUUAGCAGUCUGAGGAACCGCAAGUCAACCCAAAACCUCUUCGAUCAACACGGCAAUCCCAUCGAUCUGCGGCAGUACCGAAAGGUGUUAGAUAAAGAUGAAAAUGGAAAUGGAACCAAUGGGUCUGAAAAGAAGCUAAGAUAUAGGAGGACCCAAAGUGUGACACGCGCCGAGGAAAUUUCCAAUAAAGAGGAAAAACAGAGGAGGGCUCAACCCGGCAGACCAAUCCAUCGACCAAGAGACUCUCUGUUCUCUUGGAGCUCCGGAUUUACCAAUUUUACAGGUCUGGUAAACUGGGGUUUUCUACUGCUUUGCAUUGGAGGUUUGCGCUUGGGUCUGGAGAAUCUGCUCAAGUAUGGAAUACGCAUUAAUCCCCUGGAUUGGUUUUUCAUUAGCGGUCACAAUGAAGGCGAGGGCCACAAUGCCCUAAUCCUCAGCAUUUAUUCCUUGGUUCACAUUUCCCUCUGUUUGGCUGUGGAAAAAGGCCUUGCCAUGGAAAUCAUUGCCGAGGGCUUAGGAAUCUUCAUCCAAAUAGUAAACAUUGUGGUUCUUGUUUGCCUGCCGGUAGUCACCAUUCACCUCAAGGGACAUGCCUUCAGUUUAAUGGGCGCUUCAACUGUUUGCUUCUUCUACUCUGUAUUGUUCCUGAAACUCUGGUCCUAUGUGCAGACCAACAUGUGGUGCCGCCAAACAUACUACCAAAAGAAUACCCGAGAGCGUCGACCCAGCAUAACAUUGGCUGAACUGAAAAAUGGGGUUCUAAAUGACGGUGAAGAGGACGAGGACGUUGCAAAGUUGGUGCAGUAUCCGGAUAAUCUUACCUACAGGGAUCUCCUUUACUUCCUGUGUGCUCCAACACUCUGCUAUGAAUUGAAUUUCCCACGAACUUCGCGCGUGCGCAAACGCUUUUUGCUCAAGCGUUUGUUGGAGGUUGUGAUUGGCGUAAAUGUGGUGAUGGCUUUGUUCCAGCAGUGGAUAAUUCCCUCGGUGCGCAACUCUCUUAUUCCGUUUUCCAACAUGGAUGUGGCCUUGGCCACAGAGCGACUUUUAAAAUUGGCGUUACCCAAUCACCUGUGCUGGCUGUGCUUCUUCUACCUCAUGUUCCACUCUUUUCUGAACGCGGUGGGUGAACUCCUGAACUUUGCAGAUCGCAACUUUUACUGUGAUUGGUGGAACGCCAAUAAUAUUGACACGUUUUGGAGGACCUGGAACAUGCCAGUUCACAGGUGGUGUGUCCGUCAUCUUUAUAUCCCAGUUGUCCAAAUGGGCUACUCCUCACGACAGGCGUCUACCAUUGUGUUCCUCUUUAGUGCCUUCUUCCAUGAAUAUUUGGUCUCUGUUCCCCUGCAAACCUACAAAAUCUGGGCCUUUAUGGGCAUGAUGGGUCAGAUUCCCCUCUCGGCCAUAUCAAAGAAUAUUGAGAAACGUUUGGGCCCCCGAAUGGGCAACAUAAUCGUGUGGGCUUCCAUUAUUCUUGGACAACCUCUAUGUAUUAUGGCCUACUAUCACGACUAUGUGGUGCAGCAUUUUAGGAGCUCACUUAAUGGAACCGACUACAACAGUUAGACUUUAUUAAUCACUGAAAUAUCUGCACUGGUCGGGUCCGUGUACUUUUUGUAAUUUAAAAGCCAGAAUGCAAGUUGGGAAGGAAACUUGUGAUUGCCACAAUACAAAGCUUAUUUUGUAUGACUUUUGCACAUGCAUGUAGAACUGAUGAACAAAAAUAGAUUGUUAUUGAAUGCAUUUGUUAAUGAAUUUAAGUGUCAUGUAAAUAAAACAAUUUUUUAAACACG